CUCCCAGCAGAUCCAGGAGCUCAGAGUAAGCCUCAGUCAGAGGUUGGUAUUGGAGACAGACAAACAGGAUGCAGCAGGUUGUCGUACUUGCGUUCCUCUUGGGCCUCGUUUGUCUCCUCCAUGGAGUGCCUGUACUUCCUGAAUCUCUCUUCCCCACACAGGAGAACUUCGACCUGACCAAGUUCAUGGGGAAGUGGCAUGAUAUUGCAGUAGCGUCCACCUGCCCCUGGAUGCAGCGCCACAAGGGAGAUGCAGCCAUUGGCACCCUGGAGCUGCAGGCCAGUGGCACUGAAGGCAAAGUCAGCAUGACAAGGAGCAAGAAAAAGCACGGGACAUGUAAGCAGAUCUCUGGUGAUUACGAGCUGACCGACACACCUGGAAGAUUCACUUACCACGUCGCCAAGUGGGGGGCUGAUGUUGACGCCUAUGUGGUUCACACUGACUAUGAUAAGUACGCCAUCGUUAUGAUGAGUAAACAGAAAACAGGAGGCGAGAAGACCAAGUCCGCCAAGCUAUACAGUCGCACCAUGGAACUGCCGCCCACUAUCCUAGAUGACUUCAGGAGGCUGGUGAGGGAGCAGGGCAUGGCUGACGACACAAUCAUCAUCAAACAGAACAAAGGGGAGUGUGUACCAGGAACGGAGCCUGUAGCAUCAGAGCCUCAGCCUGAGAUUACAGCACCGAGAGCCAAGAGGAACAUAGUCCUCCCUGAACUGCCCUCUGAGGAGGGUUCUGGUGACGACACCAUGAUGUUCAGGAGUGAAGAAUCCUGUAACGCCAAGCCGGACACAGGUCCCUGUUACGGGGCAGUGCAGAGGUACUUCUACAACUCCACCAGUAUGGCCUGUCAGCUGUUCACCUACGGAGGCUGCAUGGGAAACCAGAACAACUUUGUGACCGAGAGGGAUUGUCUCCAGAGCUGUCGCAAUGAGGCUGCCUGUAGACUGCCCGUGGAUGUUCGGCCCUGCACUGGUCAGCCCAAGAUGUGGGUUUUCCACUCCAACUCUGGACUCUGUCUGGACUAUAAAAAUGACUAUUGCCAGGUCAACAGCAACAAGUUCUACUCCAAGAGGGAGUGUGAGGAAUACUGUGGGGUGAUGAAGGAUCCGGGAGAAGGGGAGCUCCUCAAAACAAACUAAAGGAGAUGAGAAGACAGAACACAGAAUGUACACCACAGACCAACCACAGACCAACCACAGAUCAACCACAGACCAACCACAGAUCAACCACAGACCAACCACACAUCAACCACAGAUCAACCACAGACCAACCACAGAUCAACCACAAAUCAACCACAGAUCAACCAUAGAUCAACCACAGACCAACCACAGAUCAACCACAUAUCAAUAGCUGGGUCAACAGUAACACACUAUGGAUAUCAUACAUCACCACAUAGCACAAUAAAAUGAUAGAUUAAUCUG
Coregonus clupeaformis (lake whitefish) is the source of this 1421-nucleotide messenger RNA. Its product is annotated as protein AMBP-like. Gene Ontology annotation, cellular component: cell surface; plasma membrane. Lineage: Eukaryota; Metazoa; Chordata; Actinopteri; Salmoniformes; Salmonidae. The transcript is spliced from 10 exons. Gene Ontology annotation, molecular function: serine-type endopeptidase inhibitor activity. The coding region runs from base 69 to 1139 and encodes 356 amino acids. The record is from RefSeq and is a predicted model, not a curated record.